GGUCAACCAAGGUAUCUUGGGUGCCACGACAUUCUGGCUGCAUCCCACAUGGGCUCAAGCUGUAUGGAACCUUGUUUUUUUUUCCUCGCUGAAUCCAAUUCUCGCUCCGUCAUGUCGUCCUAUGCCCCGGUGCCCGAAGGAACCUCCAGAGAAGCCAUGUUGAUCCUCGACCGAGAGAUCGAGGAGGGCGACAGCGCUGAAGAGCUGCGGGCGCCGGACAACAGCAGCGAGAGGCCGAACAAAGUGAAAGUGAUCGCUCUCACGGCUGGCGUCCUGGCCGCGCUCGUCGGCGUGGUCCUGUUCAUGCUCUCGGAUCCAUGCCGCUCUCCGCUGGCCGUCUUCCGGGGGCAUGGGAUUGAAAUGGUAGAGAUGAAGCAGUUAGAAGCCGCCUCGCGGAACCUCAAGUCUGUGAAGAGCCGAACCGCGGCUGACCAGAUGGUGAGGGAAGCGAUGAGCAAGGCAAGAGAAGAGAGGAUCGCCCAUCACAAGAUCCACAAGUUGGGCAUGCCGAAGGGUCUCCGCAAGAUGGUGGGUUCCGGAGCGACACAGAUCGGCGACUACUUCCAUUCGGAGAAGUUGGCCGUGGAAGCCCGAAAGGCUGAGAUUGGUGACAUCGGUUGGACGGCGCAGAAGAAGGCAGAGUACUGGGGAGGUGGACAGUUGGAGCGCUCCGAGAACUUCCGGCAAGCCUUCUGCGUCUUCAAUGUGGCGGAGACCAUCGACAGUCUCGGAGGCACCGGGAUCGACGUGGACGCCAUCGUGCGCACCUGCCCCGAGCCCCGCAACGACAUCUCCGACUUCGCGUGCGCGGUCAACGCAGAAACCUUGGCAGAGAUGGUGGGAACUGCUGCCACCUGGCUCUCGAGCGCCGUGUCCACCUGUGACACCUUCCCCAACGUGGGCGCUGAGUGCGCCUCCGGCGUGGCGGGCAUCUUGGGCGCGCUGGGGGAAGUGGCGGCCAGUGGGACCUUGGCCAUGACCUCCUGUAAACAAUAUCCCUUGGCCGGAUUCAAGGCUGAUCAGUACAGCAGAGAUGCCAAGAUUGACAGUGCCGGCCACUCUACCAUGAGGAUCUCUCAGGUGGCCAACCAUGGCCCACCGGAGCGCCGCUUGUUCAUGGGCGCUGGGCUCAUGGGCACCGGCGUCGAGUGCGGCGUGGACAUCGGCUUCAUCGUGGACAAUAUCUAUGACACCAUCUUCUAUAUCCAGCAAGCGGUGUCCAUCUCCAGCUGUUCCAAGCACACGCGCUAUGGACCUUACAACUACCUCACAGGAGUGCCUGAGGCUGCUUGUGCCAUGGACAUCAGUGGCGCCAUCGCGUGGAUCACGCAGAUCGCCACCUUCGUGCAGCAGCUCAUCAGCCAUUGCCCCGACAUUUUAGAGUUGCCCACGCUUUGUGGAUCCAGCGCCACUGGGCUUUUGUCCUCGGCCUCGCAGAUUGCUUCCUGGGGCUCGCAGGUGGCCAUCGCCUGUGGCGAGAGCGAGUCUGUCGCGGUGAUACCGCGCGUCAUUGCCUUCAAGGAGAAGUACAACACGGUUCGAGGCAGGGAGGUGGAAUUCGUGAAGCUUUGCAAUCAUUGGAGCCAAGCCUUCGACAUCCAGUGCACCUGGGUCUCUGAGCGGGAACGAAAGAAGGGCGGCUUGACGCCCCAAGCGACCUUCGUCGGACCAUACGAAGGUCUCCUCCUGGCAGAGGCACAGAUCAAGGACGAAGGCCUCCGCUUGCCGGGCUUCAAGCCCUUCACGUACCUCACCACCGUCCGGCGGCCACACGGCACCGGCGUGCGCCGCCUCGGCGAGAGCGAGAAGGCGGCGCCGGUGGAAAGCGCGGCGACGGAGGAGGCCUUGGAGGAAGCAGAUCGGAAGUGGGAUCCGGAGAACCAUCCCAGCAUGCGCAACUUGCGCAUGGCCAUGAAGGAGCUUUACCAGCUCAAAGCCAACAUGACCGGCGACGCAGAUGUCAGCGCUGCGAAGCGUGCAACGCGAGAGGACCUCAAGGAGAGGUUACACUUGAUUGAGCCCGCCUUGAAGGAGUUUUCCAGUGAGUGGUCCAUUGAAAACCUGGACACUUGCUGAAGCGUAGUAAGAGUUUCUCGCCUGAGGAUCCACGUUUGACCCACCACCUUUGGGAAGACAGCUCCGUCCGAAGACAUCGGCAAAACCGGGAGGACGCUCAGCGAAGCUCGAUCGAUUCGAGACAUGUCAAGGAAGGCUUCGGGACCCAUGGGAC
Durusdinium trenchii is the source of this 2230-nucleotide messenger RNA. The record is from the annotation of a GenBank genome assembly. NCBI's taxonomy places the organism in Eukaryota, Dinophyceae, Suessiales, Symbiodiniaceae.